GCAGUGAUAUCUGUGAGUCUCUUAACCCCGAUGCAGGCAGUGAUAUCUGUGAGUCUCAUAACCCCGAUGCAGGCAGUGAUAUCUGUGAGUCUCAUAACCCCGAUGCAGGCAGUGAUAUCUGUGAGUCUCAUAACCCCGAUGCAGGCUGUGAUAUCUGUGAGUCUCAUAACCCCGAUGCAGGCUGUGAUAUCUGUGAGUCUCAUAACCCCGAUGCAGGCAGUGAUAUCUGUGAGUCUCAUAACCCCGAUGCAGGCUGUGAUAUCUGUGAGUCUCAUAACCCCGAUGCAGGCAGUGAUAUCUGUGAGUCUCAUAACCCCGAUGCAGGCAGUGAUAUCUGUGAGUCUCUUAACCCCGAUGCAGGCUGUGAUAUCUGUGAGUCUCUUAACCCCGAUGCAGGCUGUGAUAUCUGUGAGUCUCUUAACCCCGAUGCAGGCAGUGAUAUCUGUGAGUCUCUUAACCCCAAUGCAGGCAGUGAUAUCUGUGAGUCUCUUAACCCCGAUGCAGGCAGUGAUAUCUGUGAGUCUCUUAACCCCGAUGCAGGCAGUGAUAUCUGUGAGUCUCUUAACCCCGAUGCAGGCAGUGAUAUCUGUGAGUCUCUUAACCCCGAUGCAGGCCCCGAUGCAGGCAGUGAUAUCUGUGAGUCUCUUAACCCCGAUGCAGGCUGUGAUAUCUGUGAGUCUCUUAACCCCGAUGCAGGCAGUGAUAUCUGUGAGUCUCUUAACCCCGAUGCAGGCAGUGAUAUCUGUGAGUCUCAUAACCCCGAUGCAGGCAGUGAUAUCUGUGAGUCUCAUAACCCCGAUGCAGGCAGUGAUAUCUGUGAGUCUCAUAACCCCGAUGCAGGCAGUGAUAUCUGUGAGUCUCUUAACCCCGAUGCAG
This is a messenger RNA of Pelobates cultripes (western spadefoot toad), 876 nucleotides long. Lineage: Eukaryota; Metazoa; Chordata; Amphibia; Anura; Pelobatidae. The record is from the annotation of a GenBank genome assembly.